Messenger RNA from Tripterygium wilfordii, 2844 nucleotides. Its product is annotated as potassium transporter 4. The transcript has 9 exons. Gene Ontology annotation, biological process: potassium ion transmembrane transport; cell tip growth. Lineage: Eukaryota; Viridiplantae; Streptophyta; Magnoliopsida; Celastrales; Celastraceae. Gene Ontology annotation, molecular function: potassium ion transmembrane transporter activity. The record is from RefSeq and is a predicted model, not a curated record. Gene Ontology annotation, cellular component: membrane. Bases 184 to 2541 code for a protein of 785 amino acids.
CGGCUGAUUUCAAGAUAUGUACGUGUGUAUCUAUCUAUCCGUGAAUCCAAACUAGAAAAUUGAAAAGGGUAUGUGAUAAAGAUUGAAUUUUGAGACCUGAAAUCGGGUUUUCGAGGGGAGGGUGUGUUUAAUGUUUUUAUAAGCAAAUCUCCGUGAGGGAGGCUGUUUACUUACAGGCUUGCGAUGGAAUCAGACUCUAGAAUUGGAGCUCCUCGAACCCCUUCUUCUCAGCUUUCAUGGGUAUAUCUCUCCAAGAAUCUGUUAUUAGCAUAUCAAAGCCUUGGUGUUGUAUAUGGAGAUCUGAGCACUUCACCUCUUUACGUUUAUUCCAACACGUUUACUGGGAAGUUACAGAAUCAUCAUGAUGAGGAUACAAUAUUCGGUGCAUUUUCCUUGAUAUUCUGGACAUUUACAUUCAUUCCCUUGCUAAAGUAUGUCCUUAUUGUGCUGAGUGCAGAUGAUAAUGGAGAAGGUGGUACAUUUGCUCUUUACUCCCUGCUUUGCAGGCAUGCAAAGCUUAGUUUGCUUCCUAAUCAACAAGCAGCUGAUGAGGAACUCUCAGCCUACAAAUACGGCCCCUCAACACAGAAUGUGGCCUCAUCUUCAUUUAAGAGAUUUUUUGAUAAGCAUAAGAAGUUACGGACAGCCCUACUUGUUGUGGUCUUGUUUGGCGCUUGCAUGGUCAUAGGGGAUGGUGUAUUCACUCCAGCAAUGUCAGUUCUAUCAUCAGUAUCAGGGCUACAGGUUGCGGAACAUAAGCUAACUGAUGGUGAAGUCCUCUUGCUUGCCUGUGUAAUUUUGGUUGGCCUGUUUGCUCUGCAGCACUGUGGCACUCACAGAGUAGCUUUUGUGUUUGCUCCCAUUGUUAUCAUCUGGUUGUUAUCAAUUUUUUCUAUUGGACUGUACAACACAAUACAUUGGAACCCGAAGAUUGUUUAUGCAUUAUCUCCACAUUAUAUUAUCAAGUUCUUUAGGAAGACUGGGAAAGAUGGUUGGAUUUCUCUUGGAGGAGUUCUUCUUUCAAUAACUGGUACUGAAGCCAUGUUUGCAGAUCUUGGUCAUUUCACUGCCUUGUCUAUUAGGCUUGCGUUUGUCUUUGUUAUAUACCCUUGUUUGGUAGUACAAUACAUGGGUCAAGCUGCUUUCCUGUCUAAAAACCCGCAGUCCAUUCCUAAGAGUUUUUUCGACUCAAUACCUGGUCCUGUAUUUUGGCCUGUAUUUGUUAUUGCCACCCUUGCAGCCAUUGUUGGGAGUCAGGCUGUCAUCACCGCCACUUUCUCUAUCAUCAAACAAUGCAAUGCUCUCGGUUGCUUCCCACGAGUCAAAGUUGUCCACACCUCUAAACAUAUAUAUGGGCAGAUCUAUAUCCCAGAAAUAAACUGGAUUCUCAUGGUACUUACUCUUGCUGUAACUCUGGGCUUUCAACAGACAACUUUAAUUGGAAAUGCUUAUGGACUUGCUUGCAUGACUGUCAUGUUCAUCACUACCUUUCUCAUGGCACUUGUAAUUAUCUUCGUAUGGCAAAAGAAUAUCUUGUUGGCUGCAUCAUUCCUCCUACUCUUUUGGUUCGUUGAGGGCGUGUACUUGUCAGCAGCUUUCAUUAAAGUGCCCCAGGGAGGUUGGGUUCCCUUAGUGCUUACAGUCAUCUUUAUGGUCAUUAUGUACAUCUGGCAUUAUGGAACUCGCAAAAAGUACAACUUUGAUCUGCACAAUAAAGUGUCAUUGAAAUGGUUACUUGGCUUAGGCCCAAGUCUUGGUAUCGUCCGUGUGCCGGGAAUAGGCCUUAUAUACUCAGAAUUGGCAACUGGAGUACCUGCAAUCUUCUCUCAUUUCGUGACAAACCUUCCGGCAUUCCACAAGGUUUUGGUAUUUGUGUGUGUAAAAUCAGUUCCUGUCCCUUAUGUUUCCCCUGAGGAACGUUUCCUUAUCGGCAGGGUCUGCCCAAGGCCAUAUCGCAUGUAUCGUUGCAUUGUGAGGUAUGGGUACAAAGACAUUCAAAGGGAUGAUGGGAACUUUGAGAACCAGCUCAUCCAAAGCAUAGCAGAGUUCAUUCAGAUGGAAUCAGUAGAACCACAAUUCAAUAGUUCUGAGAGCUCUUCGAUUGAUGGGAGGAUGGCUGUUAUAAGCACCCUAAGUGCUCAGUCAACCUUGUCCAUAGUAGAAUUUGAGCAUGAGAACAUUAGUGGAAAUGAGUCUGUCCAAAGCAGCAGAUCUUUAACCCUACAAAGCUUGCGAUCUGUGUACGAUGAUGAGAAUCCACCGAUCAGGAGGCGCCAAGUUAGGUUUCAGUUGCCACAAAAUCCUGGGAUGGAUCCUGCGGUCAGGGAAGAGCUGAUGGAUUUGAUCCAGGCAAAGGAAGCGGGGGUUGCGUACAUAAUGGGGCAUUCGUAUGUCAAAGCCAGGAGAUCAUCUUCAUUCUUGAAAAAGCUUGUUAUCGAUAUCGGGUAUUCGUUUCUUCGGAAGAACUGCAGGGGCCCUUCUGUGGCACUGAACAUUCCUCACAUCAGCCUUAUCGAAGUCGGCAUGAUAUACUAUGUCUAGUCAAGUGUAGACAUGAAAGGGAGGAAUGGGUCAUAUUUUUCAGAGGAAAUACCGUAAGGUAGUCAGUUUUCCUUUCCAUGAAAUAAUAAGGCUGAUUUGGACCACAUAUAUGGCUACUGGGUUCCAUAAAAGCUUUUCAUAAUGGCUCACUUUUUCUUUUCUUUUCUUUUCUUUUUCCCAUGUAUAGGUAAUAUCAGCACUCUUUAAUGUUAGUUUUGUUUCUUCAUAUUAUUGGCUACCUGGAAGUUGAUAAAUUUGAACUUUUAAUAGACUGUUAAUGAUCAGUGGCAUUUGGCUUUACUA